UUGUUAGAACAUAAGUAAAAAUCUGAAGUUGAAAACUGAAAAUGUGACUUGCAUAAUAUGUCGUCAUAAUUAUUUUUUAAAUUUGUGUCUGCAACUAUAGACCUCUAGCUAUGCUUGUAUCCUCGUUUCAGAGUUGUUACUAUUAUCUUUUGAAAAGGUAAUGAUCGUAUUCACAAAACAGCACAAAGGGAGUGCUGUAAAUUCCGUACAUGUGAGCAAAAAACCAAAAGUAUGACCCUCUCCUAAACACCAAAAGUAUGACCCUCUCCUAAACUUAGACGGACUCUAUAAACUCUAAUAAAGCUUCUGUCUCGUUAGCAUAUUCCAGUUUACACCAAGAAUGAAACAACAAAAGACAAUCUAACUUUAUCCUCUGUAAUCGUUUGUGCUUCUCUUCAAAACACCUGGACUUCCUUUCUCUCCAAACUACCCACCAGAUACAAGAAGGAGCAGUACUCCACCAGCUAUUUCUUUUUUUUUUUUUUUGCCUUGUCCAUACCUAUAUCAACAUUGCAAAAGAUCAUGUGUAGUCCUUGCUAUUAUUUCUAAGCUAAAGUUGUGAAAUAUGCUAGGAUGUGAUUACGAUUAAUCCUAGUUAAGCCUCUAUUUUUGCUGAUAUCUAUAUUCUUCUACCAUUUUCCAGGUGAUCAGAAAGAAAGUUAAGUUAUAUCGUAGUUACUUGAGGAUCUUAUUAAAUUGACAGUUGAAAUAGAAGUACUGAUAAGAUGUAUAAACAGCCAGAUACAAUAGUGUUAGUUUGAAUUAUUAGGGGAAAUUUAGGUGAAGACAGCGCAGAUGAAGCAGGUAAGUAGGUUUGGUAUAUUAUAAUAAAGAAAGUAUUAAUAGAACAAAUGGGUUUUGCAAGAUGUAUAUACUUUUCCAGGCUCCAAGUGAUGUUGUAAUCUUGACAAAAUCAAUUGCUGUUGUCUUGCUUCUUGUGCUACCAGUUUAUUUAACCUUUCAGGGGUAGCGGUUAUUCUAUUCAAAUGAGUCAUUUGCAUCUAUUCAGAGAUUAUAUGUUACGCCAGUAAAAGUUAUCUUCAGCAACAUAGUUGGUAGCGGGCACUUCAUUGUACAAAUAGAAGUAGUGGGUAAUUCACAUAGCCAUGUUAUUUCUUCUCUUACAAUUGCUGUAUUUUCUCUUUAAAGGAAGGGGUUUAUGGAUGAGGGAACAAGAUAAAAAAUGUAAUAGUAAGAUGGCAAGAAAGGUUUGCUUUAGAUCUGGUUUGGUUUUGAUAUCCGUUUAUAAAAGAAGUAACAAUCAGAAGGAUUGAUAGUCCUGAUGCCUUUAGAAGUGAAAGCUAGAUUUUAAUUUAGUUUCUGCAUAACCGAGCAUUUGAUCAAGUUUACUCACUUGUGCUCAUUCUGGAUAGAUUGCAUAGAAUUCAUUUAGUCCAUCUCCUCCUGGGGACGUGCAGUAACUUCUAUGCCAAUAUCUUUGUUUACUUCCAUGUAGAGCUAAUAUCAGUAUGCUUUAACAUGGGAAAGUAUCCUGAUGUUUCUUCAUUUUAGAGCAUGAAAUAAACAUAAGCUAAAAUAGGCCUUUUCCAUUCCAUUUUUUCAGUUACCUUCCCUUCGGUGGAGGACCAAGAAAUGUGUUGGUGACAUGUUUGCCACAUUUGAGAAUGUAGUGGCAGUUGCAAUGCUUGUUCAACGAUUUGAUUUUCAAAUUGCUCUUGGAGCUCCUCCUGUUAAACUCACAACUGGGGCUACAAUCCACACUACAGAAGGAUUAAACAUGACCGUAACACGAAGUACAAGACCUCCAGUAGUGCCCAAAUUGGAGAUGGCAACAUCAGAAGUAGAUUCAUCUGUGAAUAGUUCGGAUGUCAACUCAGUUUCAAGCCAAAGAACCGAAGCUGAAGCUUCUACUGUUCGAUCAUAAUAGAACUGAAUACAAGAAACAGCAUGUAUUUUAACAAAAAGGGGACUAUGUUUAAGGGUCCUUAACCAUGAGUUGCCGGUCCUCAAGAUAAGCAAGUAUGUUUCAGGGUCCUUAACCAUGAGCUGCCGGUCCUCAAGAUAAGGAGGUCCAUAAUCUUAUAGUUACAUUGCUGUCAGUAAUGGUAUAAGGUGGAUUAUUAUAGGCAACAGUCUUAUUAAAAUUGAGUCCACUUCAGGUGGCCUAUACAUGAUAUUUUUUUUUUUCAAGCCUUGAAAUGGUCAAAUUUCAUUUCAGUUGAGCUCUCGGUUGUUGUUUUGAUCAGUGUCAGCUACGUUCUUCAGUAUUUGUUGUA
Molecule: messenger RNA, 2237 nt
Organism: Lycium ferocissimum
Lineage: Eukaryota; Viridiplantae; Streptophyta; Magnoliopsida; Solanales; Solanaceae
Product: protein LUTEIN DEFICIENT 5, chloroplastic-like
Exons: 3
Coding region: 1607-1885 (92 amino acids)
Molecular function (GO): oxidoreductase activity, acting on paired donors, with incorporation or reduction of molecular oxygen; heme binding; monooxygenase activity
Source: RefSeq, a predicted model, not a curated record